Molecule: messenger RNA, 673 nt
Organism: Leptonychotes weddellii (Weddell seal)
Lineage: Eukaryota; Metazoa; Chordata; Mammalia; Carnivora; Phocidae
Source: RefSeq, a predicted model, not a curated record
GAGAGGAGGGCGGCCCCGGGGGCCAGCGGCCGGGCUGGCUCCGGCUCACCGCCUCGGGCAGCGUCCACCUGCCCCAGCCAACACCCUUCUUUCUCUCCAGGUCCUUCUCAGCCUCCAGUUGGACUCUCCCCGCGCUGGGCUGAGCCUCCUCUCCUCUGCCCCCCAUUGCCGCCCAGGACACCCACCAUGGGGACACCCACCAGGAGGAAGUCACACCUGCUGCUGCUGGUCGCUGUGGUCCUUGUCUCCUUUCCAGCUCAGAGUUCAGCCCGGGGAACCCCGGCCACCUUUGGGCCAGUCUUUGAAGAUCAGCCCCUCGGUCUGCUAUUCCCAGAGGAGUCCACGGAGGAGAAGGUGACGCUGGCAUGCCGGGCACGGGCCAGCCCUCCGGCCACCUAUAGGUGGAAGCUGAACGGCACGGAGAUGAAGCUGGAGCCAGGUUCCCGCCACCAGCUGGUGGGGGGCAACCUGGUCAUCACGAACCCCACCAAGGCCCAGGACGCCGGCGUCUACCAGUGCCUGGCCUCCAACCCAGUGGGCGCCGUCGUCAGCAGGGAGGCUGUUCUCCGCUUCGGCUUUCUGCAGGAGUUCUCGAAGGAGGAGCGAGACCCGGUGAAAACCCACGAAGGCUGGGGGGUGAUGCUGCCCUGUAACCCGCCUGCCCACUACCCAG